CCACUACCUCACACAACAGGUAAUGUAAAUCUCUUGCCUUUGACUUGGCUCAGUUUUCACUGAUCCACUUGUAGAUUGUGGCAGUGAAACUUGUCAUUUCCACUGCAUCCUAUCAAGAGCAAUAAACCCAUGGGCACAGAGAUAUUGUCACCUUGCAUGAAUGAUGCAACACUUUCACAUGAACUGACAUGGCUUCAAUCACUUCCUGAGAUACCAAGACAGCCAUAUGGACAUGACAACCCAAAUGCCAUGCACUCUUCCACUUCUCCAUUGACUUUGGAUAGGCUGGCAACACCUCCCUUAGGCAAUCCUUUACAUAACACCAAAACACAAAGGACCCCAGUUGACCUUCCAGAAUGGACCAUCCUCAGCCAACCCAUGGCAAAUGAUGGCCAUGUGGCUCCGGCUGAAACGCGCUUCCGGAGUCCACAGUGCGUGGGGCCUCGCACAGCCACUCAUCAAGUUGCUAACGGCGGGGAGGUUGAUGAACGUACUCAAGCUGCCUCGCCGUCUUCCAAUAGGACCUCAGGAAGCAGCUCAAAGUUACCCCAAAAACCCUUGUUUGAUGGAGUAUUGAUCUCGUCACGCCCUCCGAAAUCCACGGCGUCGCGCUCUGCAGGUUCAACUGCUAAGCGGUCUCUCACUCCAGCAACUUCUUUCUCGCUGCUCGACGCGCUGCAACGAACAUUUGACGCGAACAAUAAUCACCUUACGCCAUCCCAAAGUGAAGAUGAUGCUUCGAGCGCGCCUCAAACGGAUCAGGAAGCUGCAACCGAUGAUGGGAAGGUGAUACUACGGCAUCGACUUUCUCCGUUGAAACGUCGAUCCUCGCGUCGCCAGAUUGCCCAGAGUGACAAGUCGGAGGAUGCGGCGGAGGUCAAGACAGCGUUUCGGGACGGCCUCGUCAAGAAACGUGUUGGAAGCAUUCCCUAUGAUUCAAUGCCCGGAGUGAUCGAUGCCGCGCUCGGGACAACUUGCGCACCCAUCUGGCUAGGGAAAGAGGACGAGUUCGAAGACGAUGGCGAAGCCGAGGAAAUGCCUGGGGAGGUUUGGAAUGGAACGAGAGACUUGUCGGUGGAGUCUGAUGGCUGGAGCUGCGGCAUUAUUGGCGACCACCCCCUCACGGUGUUAUUCGUACGACCGCCACUGUCAGCCUCGUCCACUGCUACAUUAGGUCUUCCGCACAGGAAGCUCGAGAAGACAGGCUUCAUUACACCCCAUGUAUCGAUGCACGAUCGGUUCCAGCAGAAGCUUCAUUCUCUCUUCGGGGACAAUGUGACGGUGCGGACCGAUAGAGGCGCAAGACCGCGCGAGAAUUUCUUUGAUUAUAUUUACCAACCUGCCAACGCGCAUCACGAUGAUACCCUGAGUCAUCCCAUCGCGCCCGAAGCGAACGGAGAUGGUGAUAAUUCGCCCAUUGACAAUACCCCGCCUGCGCCCGUGGACAGUGUCCAAGCCAGUACUCCAGUUGCGCCUAUGCAGGAACGCACAGCUACGGCUGACAGUGUUCCGACUGCCUUUUCAUCGACGUCGCGAAGAUCUCUCAAGCGGCAAGCUUCUCAGGAGGUGGACACCGAUGCCCACACUUCCGUCAUUCCCCGUAACGAUGAUUCCGGCGACGCAGCAACUGCUCCCGCGGAGGUGACGCACCAACCACUUGCAAACAAAAAGCGACGCCUCGACUUCAAUGAAGACCAACUUCAGAGUUGGACUUCCAAGCUUCAGCGCCUCAUCAAGGGGAAAAUCCGGUUCACUGAAGAGGCUCUCAAGCAAUUGAGUGACUUGCUCGCGCAGAUAGAUUCGGUCAAAAUGGAACUGGACAUGAAUAUACCCAUUGUAAAUUCGCUCCAGCAGAGCAUCCGCAAGCUUUCCCAACUUCAGGAUAUUCCGUUUGGGGAUCCCUAUAAAUUGAGAAUAAAGGCACAUCUUAUCGCAACUGCUUGGUCACGCGCGUGACUCUUGCAUGUUGUGAUACUAACCAAAUUUCAGCCCUGAUGGAACUUUCAUAUUAUAAUACUUUUUUCGAUACAUAUGAUAAAUUUUAUCGAAUUCAGA
Messenger RNA from Pisolithus orientalis, 2055 nucleotides. RefSeq lists its product as uncharacterized. The transcript has 6 exons. Lineage: Eukaryota; Fungi; Basidiomycota; Agaricomycetes; Boletales; Pisolithaceae. The record is from RefSeq and is a predicted model, not a curated record. Bases 130 to 1956 code for a protein of 608 amino acids.